AACCGUAGGAGAAUGGGGGUCUCAAUUUCAUUUCCAAGGUCUGAAUUUCGAGGCCCCGAUUUCAUUGGAAUUCGAGGUCUUAAUUUCGAGGCCACAAUCAAAUUGGAAUUCGAGGCCCCAAUUUCAUUUCCAAGAUCUGAAUUUCGUGAUACCGAUCACAGCCUAAAGAAACCCUAGCAUAAACUUCAUACCUUCAUCCGCCUCCAGCGACAGCUAAUCGCAUCCGGCCACCGUCGUUGGCUUCAGCUACCGUCGUUCACUCCAUUCGUACUGGAUCCAGCGGCGCCAUCGCCUUCCACCUCAAUACCGCUGGCCGUUUAUAUCUCACUGGUGGUCUCUAGGCAAACCAAAGGAGGACUUGGCUGGUACACACUCUGCUAGAGAAUUUGUUUGGUGGUAUAAUGGGCAUCUGGACUGAAGAAAUCUUGCUCCAGAUUUGAAAAGUAGUGACACUCUCGUUAUACUUGGUCAGAAUGUUUCACUAUAUGGCAUGAAGUUGGGCCAAGAAACAGAUGCAUCAGAGUUAUUGAGCUCCAGCAGUUGCCAUCGUUUUCUCAGAUUUUACACGGGGAGCUGGCCAUGUUGUUUCUUUUGGUAAAUGUCAUGAUGCUCCCAACAGUUGUGAUGAACUAAUGGUUGCUGUGGCAGCCUAACUUGUCAGUCAGUGCACAUUAAGAUCUGAUCAAUAUCCUGAGAAUAGGUGGAGGGUUGUUCAAAUUUUGAAUCAAUUUACUUUCUUUGAUCCGUUUCAACUCUCGAAAAGUUUCAAACGUGCCCUUGGAGAGAAGUGACAGAUUGUACCCAUACAACUUGGAUGUAUGUUUUGGCCUUGUUUUCUGUGAGUGUCAGUAUACGUUGAAUACAAUGCAGUGGCAGUGUGUGAAGAGAGAUCAUGAUCUCUCUACUAACAAAGAUUGCUCUUGGAUUGUGGUGAUUGAGAAACAUGCUGUUUUAACUGAAGUGAGGGGUUUUAGUGAUCCACAUAUUGAUAAAACAAGAUGUUUGAAGAUCAUUAAAAGGCUUCUGUAUCUUCUCAAUCAAGGUGAAAUAUUCACAAAGAGUGAAGCUGCUGCUAUACUUUCUUCAGCGGUUAAUCUGUAUCGGUUUCAAGAUGCUCAUUUGAGAAGAAUGUUUCAUCUAAUUGCAAGGGAUCUUUGCCCUAUUGCAGAUGAAGUUUCUCUAGUUACUAGUGCCUUACUUAAAGACGUCAACACCGGUAAUGUUGCAUAUCGGGCGAAUGCUAUUCGUUUGCUUUGUCAUAUUACAAAUGACGCAUCCUUAAACAAAGUUGUGAAAUUCCUCUAUGAGGAUCUUUGUGAUGACAAUCCUACUCUUCAAAUUGCUUCCCUUGUGUGUUCAAUCAAUUUGGUAAAGAGAGAUCCAAGGAUGGCCAUCACACUCGAUCAAGUAUACCCCGAGACCUCUUUUUACGAUAAAGGAAAACACGUUCAGUUCCAUGCCAUGUAUCUAGAAUUUGUGAUGGGAGAAGUACGUCGUACGGGAGAAGUAAAUCCUACGGUAGAAGUACGCCGUUAUCAUUACCACAAAAUAUGGUCAAAAUUAACUAGGCUUUGCUCUUGGUGUUCUUCGCCAUUGGGGACUUGCAUCCUGAUUCGCUGUAUUCGUCAGUUAACACGAGAUCGGACUCGCUACGGGGCUGGUGGUAUCUUCGAACUCAUAUGGUCUUGUAUCAAUGGUAAAGAUAAAAUGUUGGCAAUAGAAGGAUUCCGGUCACUAGGAGGGGUGGACGUAGGGGUGUACAUCAUGCCUGGUUUUCAACUUAAAGAUAGCAUAGAUGUUAUGCGCCGAAUGCUUCGUUCUCACAAGCCUGUGGUGAGGUUUAGUGCUUACAGGGCAUUGCAGAAGGCGAGGAUUGUGCACAAUGUGGAAUGCAUAACUCCAGAGGAUCAUAGAUUAAUGGGUUCCUCUAAGUUAUAUAUGGAGGAAUUCAACCAUCGUGAUGAUGAGCCUGAAGCUGAACAUGUAUCUCAAAUCAUUAAAUCUCAAUCAUUUGCAGUCAAGGAAGCUUCAACUCAUCACUGCAACCUCAUGCGUAGGCACAAUGUAUAAUUAAUUAAUUAUGGUUUCUAUUUCACACUUUGUUUUGGGUGUUUUAGUUCACUGCUUUUAAUCUGAGGUAGCAGAUUCACACAAGAGGAAAGGAACAAAUGUGAGUGAUGUUGUAAGAAAACGGGUCGUAGCUUGGAAAAUGUUUUUUUUCUAUUAUAUAUUGUCUACUAUAUUUUGUGUGAUUGCAUAAAAAAGUCUGUGCUUUUCUUCU
This is a messenger RNA of Salvia splendens (bonfire salvia), 2281 nucleotides long. Its product is annotated as coatomer subunit gamma. The record is from RefSeq and is a predicted model, not a curated record. Gene Ontology annotation, cellular component: endoplasmic reticulum-Golgi intermediate compartment; COPI vesicle coat; Golgi membrane. Gene Ontology annotation, biological process: protein secretion; endoplasmic reticulum to Golgi vesicle-mediated transport; intracellular protein transport. Lineage: Eukaryota; Viridiplantae; Streptophyta; Magnoliopsida; Lamiales; Lamiaceae. Bases 865 to 2070 code for a protein of 401 amino acids. The transcript has 14 exons.